Molecule: messenger RNA, 363 nt
Organism: Necator americanus (New World hookworm)
Lineage: Eukaryota; Metazoa; Nematoda; Chromadorea; Rhabditida; Ancylostomatidae
Exons: 4
Coding region: 1-363 (120 amino acids)
Source: RefSeq, a predicted model, not a curated record
AUGAGCGCCACGCUACCUGCCUUCUCCGCACAGCGAAUUCCGGCGAUGACUUCUGUUCCAAUUCGAGAGAUCCACAGUUUGUCGAGUAGUGCUACACUUCGCCUGAUUUUGAAGGCAGCGUAUCACGAAGCUGACGACGAAUUGUGCGCUCGGGUGAACUAUUUGGAGAACUGGCAGCUUUACACCAACGCUGGCGGACUGCAACCAUUAAAGACGCUCCGCUUUUGUGAGUUAUGGGCAGUCGAUAGGUCUGUUUUCCAUUCGAUAAUGAUUGAAACAGUACGACGAAGAAGAAGCGCUAUGAAAGAGCAUUUAAUGAGGUGUGAGCGGUUUCGUGCCAUUAGUAGUGAGAUGUUGGUAUGA